Oldenlandia corymbosa var. corymbosa is the source of this 2505-nucleotide messenger RNA. The record is from the annotation of a GenBank genome assembly. NCBI's taxonomy places the organism in Eukaryota, Viridiplantae, Streptophyta, Magnoliopsida, Gentianales, Rubiaceae.
UUUCUUGCGAAAAAAGAUUUAAGAUACAAGAUCCCGCGCGUGGGGUAACACGCCAACUCGUCCUUACCAUUCUCACGCUCCGUUUUCUCUCUACACUCUUCCAUUUUGAUUUAAGGAAAAGUAAAAACCCUGCCAAAACCCUCUCAACUAAUUCGUCGAUCAUUCAACUUUUUUUCCCGGUUUGUUUCCGGACAUGUCGAAUUUAUCGAAGCUUAAUGUCUCGAAUCCUAAGGUUUGGGUGGUGAUCGGCUUAAGCGUCGCCGGAAUCGUUAUCCUCGCCGAGACUCGCCGCCGGAAGCUGAAAUCCCGUAAUACAAUCAAGGAAGACUUUGGAGCCUUCAUUGAGAAAUUUGAACUGUCUCCGUUUCCUCAGCCUCCUCCUCCCGCCGCUCCUCUUCCGCUCUCCGGAAUUACUUUCGCCAUCAAAGACGUGAUUGAUGUAAAAGGGUUUGUUACGGGGUUUGGGAGCGUGGACUGGAAGAAAACGCAUGAGGUGGCAGGGAAAACUGCGGUGGUGGUGACAACUCUGUUAAAAAAUGGGGCUACUUGCGUUGGAAAGACUAUCAUGGAUGAAUUUGGCUUUGGGAUAACCGGCGAAAAUUCAAAAUACGGAACACCAACUAAUCCAAAGUCUCCAUCUCAUGUACCUGGGGGUUCAUCAAGUGGUUCAGCUGUAGCUGUGGCUGCUAAACUUGUGGAUUUCGCCAUUGGUACUGAUAGUGUUGGGUGCAUACGAGCUCCUGCGUCUUUUUGUGGCGUACUUGGGUAUAGACCUUCCCACGGGCUUAUAUCUACUGUUGGAGUUUUACUAAAUUCUCAGAACUUGGACACUAUUGGAUGCUUUGCUCGUGAUCCUUCUAUUUUGCAUCGUGUUGGACAUGUUCUACUUCAGUUGAGUCGGGUAGAAUUGAGAAAGACAAGAAGGCUUCUAAUAGCUGAUGAUCUUUUUCAGCUCUCGAAAGUUCCCAAGUGGAAGACUGUUGGUGUUGUGAAGACUGUUGCUGAGAAGUUAUCUGGCUAUCAGGUAGCUAAAGAUAUGAAUUUUGGGCAGUAUAUUUCAUCCAAUGUGCCCAGCUUGAAAACUUUUUGUGAGGAAACAGGAAUCCAACAUAAUUCAGUAUCAAUCCUAAAAUCGCUAUCUUCUGUCAUGUUGUUACUGCACAGGUACGAAUUCAGAACAAAUCAUGAAGAAUGGUUUACAUCAGUCAAACCCAGAUUAGGACCACAUGUCUCUGAGGCCAUGGCCACCAAUCCCGAGAAUAUCAAAAUUCUUUACAAAGUGAGGAGUGAAAUGCGAAAUGUUGUUCAAGGUCUUUUGAAGGAUGAUGGAAUAUUAGUAAUUCCAACAGUUGCAGACCCCCCAUUGAAGCUUAACUCGAACAAAGCUGCAUCUAUUGAAUUUCAAGAUAGGACAUCUGCUUUAUUGAGUAUCGCAAGUGUGGCUGGCUGCUGUCAGGUCUCUAUCCCUAUUGGAGAAGAUAAUGGUCAUCCAGUCUCUGUGUCACUAAUUGCGUCCCACGGGGCAGACAAAUUUUUGCUUGAUACUGUCUUGGACAUGUAUUCAUCUCUUCAAGAAGGAGUUAGGGUUGCUUCAAGUUCUCCAGCUCUGCCAGAUACCAAUGGUAGCAUCGACGCUGCUGAACUUUUGAAAGAAAAGGGAAAUGCUGCAUACAAGGGAAAGAAGUGGAAUAAUGCAGUGAACUACUACUCUGAAGCAAUAAAAUUGAAUGAUACAAAUGCUACCUACUUCUGCAAUCGUGCAGCCGCUUAUCUGGAAUUAGGAUGGUUCCAGCAAGCUGCAGAGGACUGCACUAAAGCAUUAACUCUUGAUAAGAAGAAUGUUAAGGCCUAUUUGAGACGCGGGACUGCCAGGGAGUCGCUUCUUUUCUAUCAAGAUGCUCUACAAGAUUUCAAGCAUGCUCUUGUUCUGGAGCCACAAAACAAGGUUGCCAGUCAGGCUGAGAAGAGACUGAAAAAACUUAUCAGUUGAAGCCUUGCAAAUAUGAGCUAGUUUUCGGCAUAGGUUAGAGUGGAGAAAUGGUUCACACUUCGAAAUUUUGUUCAAUACUAAUCGAAGCAAGAUUAGAGUGGGAAAAAAAAGAGAGAGAGAGAGAGAGAGAGAGAGAGAGAGAGAGAGAGAGAGAGAGAAUAAUAACUACAUAUAAGUUUUGUCCUCGUUAACAGAUUUGUUACUACUGUAAAGUUUGACUGUGGGGGAGCGGAUUUCUUGUAAUUCACCGCAGCAAAACCCUCUUUCAUCCACCAUUGAACACCUUCGAAAAUUGAAAUUUCUAACGUAUGCAUCAACACAAAAUGCUGACAUCUGUGGACUGUAGCUUAGGCAUAGACUUGCUUAGAUGGAGUUGCUUUUCAGCUUUACUUUACGCAUUGAUGAACCGAUUAUGAUCAGUUAUAUAUAUUGGUCGUGGGUUGCAUGGUAUGUACACGCAUUUAUCUCAAAAUAUUUGUCGUGUUUGUGAUUUGGUAUCAACUCAGUGGUUUCCC